Messenger RNA from Effrenium voratum, 3638 nucleotides. NCBI's taxonomy places the organism in Eukaryota, Dinophyceae, Suessiales, Symbiodiniaceae. The record is from the annotation of a GenBank genome assembly.
CCAGGACGCCUCAGCCACGGUGUCCCAGGAGCCUACGGAGCCAGUGGAGCCAGUGGAGCCAGCGGAGCCAGCGGAGCCUACGGAGCCAGUGGAGCCAGAGAAGCCUGCGGAGCCGAGCGAAGCGAGCGACGGGCAGUCCUUCAUCGGGCCAGAGAGCGUGGGCUCCGCGGGAUUCGAGGAGGCGGCAUUGCUGCAGGCGGCUGUGGGCGCAGACAUCCUGGAGGAGGUGUCGGACGCACCCUCUGGCGCACACUCCGCCCGCACUGCGGCCAGCUGGGAGGAGCGUCUUCUGGCCGAAGUCGCCGGAGAUCUACUGCCGGCGCCGGAGGCGCCCUCUCGCGCCCAUUCUGCUCGCACUGCGGCCAGCUGGGAGGAGCGCGUCAUGUUAGACGUGGCUGGCGAUCUUUUGACGUCUGACCACGCCAAGCUCAUGGCGCUGAUCGAGGACUUGCAGCGCAGGCCCCUUCAGCAGCCUCAGGCAGAGCUGCGGAUCUUGGGGGGACACCAGGCAGAGCCUGAGCCCUGCGAUGCCAGCGUCCAGAUCUUCAAGUCGGCCCCUCCGAAGCCGUUGCCGGACUCGGCCAAGCCGAAGUUGUUGCCGCCGGAGCCAGCCAAGAAGCCUGAGAUGCGGGUCUGUGUCCCGACCUCCCCGGGGCCUCCACCGCGGAUCGCUGCGGUGAAGGCUGAGUCCGACUCCAGUGGAGCUGAGCCCACCAUGGUGCCUGGCCAGCCUGCGCUGCUGCAGGCCAUAGGAAGUUCACGGCUGCACUUGCCGCUGGAUCCCUGCGACUUGCUGCCGGAGGAUCAGGCCUCCCUGGUGGCGACGCCCUCCCAAGGCGACCCCUCGGAGGUCAGCGCUGCGAAUUCCUCCCCGCAGAGCUUGGCGGACCGCAUCGCCGAGAAGGCUGUGCGCUAUGCAGAGGCGGCAGCCAAGGAGGAGAUGAAUUACCUGCAAAUGGUCGCCAAGGCCUUGGCGGAGGAUGUCGCAGCCACCGAGGUGCCCGAGGAGAUUGACGUGGCAGCCAUCGCAGCCCAGGCGCUAGCAAAGGAUGUGAUGUCCAAGGAAGUGGAGGAAGAAGUUGACGUAGCAGCGAUUGCAGCCCAGGCGCUAGCAAAGGAUGUGAUGUCCAAGGAAGUGGAGGAAGAAGUUGACGUAGCAGCGAUUGCAGCCCAGGCGCUAGCAAAGGAUGUGAUGUCCAAGGAAGUGGAGGAAGAGAUUGACGCAGCAGCCAUCGCAGCCCAGGCUCUGGCAACGGACGUGAUGGCCAAGGAAGUGGAGGAGGAGCUCGACCUUGCUGCCGUGGCAGCUGAGGCUCUGGCCAAGGAUGUGAUGUCCAAAGAGGUGGAGGAGCCGUACGUCAUGUCCAUCGCCAUCCAGGCUUUGGCGCAGUUCGUGAUGUCGACGAAGGAUGACUCGGAUGCCACGGCCAUCGCUGUGAAGGCUUUGGCGCAGGAUGUCAUGUCCCAGCAGGAUGAUGCAAUCCUGGCAGCCCAGGCGCUGGUUGGCUUUGCGGAUACGGUGGCUCAGCAGCAGGAACAGGAGGCAACCCACGUUGCGUCCAAGGCACUGGUUGGCUUCGCGGAGACGGUGGCUCAGCAGCAGGAGGCGAAAAACGUUGCGUCCAAGGCGCUGCUUGGCUUUUCGGAGACGGUGGCUCAGCAGCAGGAACAGGAGGCAACCAACAUCGCGUCCAAGGCGCUGGUUGGCUUUGCAUCGGCAGUGGCUCAGCAGCAGGAGGAGGAUGCAAAAUUUGUCGCGUCCAAGGCCCUGGCUGACUUUGCAGUGGCAGUGUCCAAGCAGCAGGAGGAGGAUGCGAAAUCCGUCGCGUCCAAGGCUCUGGUUGGUUUUGCGGAGACGGUGGCUCAGCAGCAGGAACAGGAGGCAACCAACGUCGCGUCCAAGGCGCUGGUUGGUUUUGCGGAGACGGUGGCUCAUCAGCAGGAACAGGAGGCAACCAACGUCGCGUCGAAGGCGCUGGUUGGCUUUGCGGAGACGGUGGCUCAGCAGCAGGAAGAGGCCACCAACGCCGCAUCCAAGGCCCUGGCGCAGUACGUCACCUUCCAGCUGCAACGCGAGGCCGAGACCUCCAUCGCGGAGGCGCUGGCGCUGCAUGCCAAGCAGGCAGACGACCUCGCCGUGGCUUCCAAGGCGCUGGCACAGUUCGUGACUUCUCGCGUGGAGGAGGCGGACAUCCGGGAAGCCUCGCAGGCUCUCUUGCACUUCGUGCUCUCGGCGCAAGAGGAUCAGGAGGUGGAUUUGUCGGCUGUGGCGUGCAAGGCCCUGGCGCAGUACGUCCUCGCGGAGCCGAAGGAGGAGGUGGAUAUCGCAGCCAUCGCAUCUAAGGCGCUGGCGCGGGAUGUGAUGGCGCAGGAGGACAAGAUGGCGACCGCCUCCAAGGCGCUGGCGCAGUACGUCCUUGAGAUGCAGGACGAGGAGGACCUCAACACUGUCGUGGCCAAGGCGCUGGCGCAGUAUGUCGUGGCCAAGGCCGAUGAUGAUGCCACGCUCGCAGCGUCCAAGGCUUUGGCACAGUUCGCCGCCUCCAGAGUUCAGGUGGACAUCACCGCCUUGGCCGCAAAGGCCCUUGCUGCCGAUGUCGUGAAGGAAGAGGAGGAGGCACCGGACCUGAUCGCCAUAGCAUCUGAGGCCUUGGCGCAGGACGUCUUGUCCAAAGAGGUCGAGGAGGAGCCAAAGGAGGUCACGCUGCGGCCGCAGGUGCCGCAACCGGAGCCGGAAGAAGAGCCAGAAAAUCCAGAGGAAGAGGAGGUGUUCCGGCCACCAUCCUCGGUUGUGCGACACCCUGUGGGAUCAGGAGCCGCUGUCGCGCUGAACAAGCGACUCUACGAGCGCAGCGUUCCAGGCUUGUUGAAGCUACACGAGCUCGAGAACCGCGAGCUGCAGGCGCUGCUGCAGCGGAAGUUCCGCAGCCCGGUGCCCGGCACGAAGCUCACGGUCUCGAACAGCUUGCCGUCUCUCGCCUUGGAUCCCAAGAAGGCGUCGGAUGAGACGAAGCGCCUGCUUCGGUUAAAUUACCACAGGGUGACUGGCACGCCCAACGUCUACGAGGUGCACCGGCACAAGCCCGCCAUGGACGUGGACCUUCCGGGGGAGGACCAUCUGAUGCACCAUGACCCCGAGAUGCAGGAGAAGCGCUUCCUGCGGCAGCGCGUCACCUACCAAGCGGUGCCGGGCAAGUACGAGAACCCCCCUGCGAACCGCAAGGCCCAGGCGGUCUCACCAAAGGGCAUCUCCAAGAGGCCCACAACUCAAAGUUCACCGCUGCUGCCGCCGGCUGAGCGCGGCGGCGAGAAACGGCCUCCGAAGCUGAGGCCGGUGUCAAAAGGCCCCGACAUGCUGCGAAUGCUGGCAGACGGAGCACUCCCAUCCCGGAUUUUCCGGCCCAUGUGAGGGCCAUUGGGGGUUUCGGCGCCUUGCGGCGUCGGGGAUGGUUUUAGUGGCGAAAGUCUCACAGGCCCAACCCUUCAAACGGCGCAACAAGAGCCAGCCUUUUGGAUGGAUUCUGUGAGGUUUCUUUGUCGCGUUUUCUUCGGUUGUUGGGCCUUUAGUAGGAUGCAGCCGCCUUAGGUUUGUCAAUGACUGCAUCCAGCAUCCAAGUGAAGAACCCGCUCCCGUUUAG